This is a messenger RNA of Mangifera indica (mango), 1885 nucleotides long. RefSeq lists its product as uncharacterized. The transcript is spliced from 7 exons. Gene Ontology annotation, molecular function: RNA binding. The record is from RefSeq and is a predicted model, not a curated record. Lineage: Eukaryota; Viridiplantae; Streptophyta; Magnoliopsida; Sapindales; Anacardiaceae. The coding region runs from base 567 to 1778 and encodes 403 amino acids.
UGUUUCGGUUAAACCUUUAGGGAUACCGUGUGAUUUACUCAAGAAUUAGGGUUCAGAUAAAAGAGAGGAGGCUGGGUCAACUCUACCACCAAAAACCCACUCGUCAAGUUUGGAAAAUUCAUAUAUUUACCCAUCAUCUGAGAGUGCCGUGAGCAAGUUCAUCUCUUUCAUUGUAGAAUGCGAAGAGCUUGCCCGCAAAGUCGUCUCUCACUCUAACAAAAUAACCUUCAGUCCAUCAACUGGAGGAACGUUUUAAACUUAGAAAUGGGAUUGCUUGGACGGAGAUGGGUAGCCGUAGGAAAAAAAUAAAACCCUAGCGAGGGGGUCCAAACUGUAGUUUACCAACACAACUCUCCACUCUCUGCUCUCAACUCUUCAUACUCUCUUGCCUUUCCCACUUUCUUUGAUCUAUUAAUUUCACCCAAUUUCCUCUCCCAAACACUAGAAUUUUCGACCACCGAACGAGAGAGGAGCGCAAAUUUUACUGUUUUGGGAUUGCGAUCAGAAGAGGAAUCUCGGUUGUUUGUGUCAGGCUACAUUUAAAUUCUCUAUUAUUAUCUUUUGCUAUGAUGGCAAAAACAUUAUUUCUCAACUUUCGAAGAGCUUCUUCACUCCUCAGACCCUUGUUAUCGGACCCUUUCUCCCUUAGGUCUGUUUUUUCAGCUAAAGAGUCAAUUUUGUGUUCAAAUGCUCACUUAAUUCCACUAAAACAAACAAACCCCUCAUGGGUUAUGAGAAAUUUGAGUCAUGGAACAGUGAGUCUUGUGAUUUCAGAAGGGAAACCUCGAUUUGAUACUCAUGAAAUUGACCCUCCUAAGAAGGAGAAGUGGAUGACUAAAAAGAGAUUGAAGUUGAAGAGAAAGAGAGAGAAAGAGAAGCGAAAAGCAGCCAACAAGAAGGAUCCACGUCGGCUUACUAUUAAAGGGAAGAAGCAGAAGCAGAAGUUUGCAAAUGCUGAGGAGAGAAUCAAGUACAAGCUUGAGAAGGCAAAAGUUAAGGAAGCCUUACUGAUUGAAAGACUUAAGCGAUAUGAAGUUCCAAAGCUUCAGGGACCUAUGGUUAAACCACAUGAAUUAACUGGUGAGGAACGCUUCUAUUUCAAGAAGAUGGCACAGAAAAGAUCUAACUAUGUGCCAGUUGGUAGAAGAGGAAUAUUUGGUGGAGUUAUUCUUAAUAUGCAUAUGCAUUGGAAAAAGCAUGAAACUGUUGAGGUCAUUUGCAAGCCUUGUAAACCUGGCCAAGUACAUGAGUAUGCCCAGGAGAUUGCCAGACUUAGCGGUGGAAUCCCGAUUCAGGUAAUUGGCGAUGAUACCAUAAUUUUUUACCGAGGGAAGAACUAUGUGCAGCCAGAAAUUAUGUCACCAAUAGACACAUUGUCCAAGAAAAAGGCUCUAGAAAAAUCAAAAUAUGAGCAAUCACUGGAAUCUGUUAGGCGCUUUAUUUCCAUUGCAGAGAAGGAAUUGGAGCUAUAUCAUAGACACAUGGCACUAUAUGGUGAUCCGAAUGAUCGUAAUCCCAUUACGAUCUUGGAUGGCCCAUCUAAAGUUGCCCGGGAAACACAAAAUAAAAUUCCGGAAAGGAAAGGCCAUGCCUCCACAGCUUGUAAUGUCUUUUCUGCAGGUAUUUCAGGGACUGAUGGAGAGCUAUCAGAAUUUGAAGACGAAGACUUAUUAUCUAUAGUUGAAUCGGGCUCUGAAGAUGACAUAUUGUCUGAUUAUGACAAUGGGGAAAGCCAAGUAAGCUUUUCUAGGACACCAGAGUUCAUCAACAAUCUUUGAAACUGUAUAUGAUUUUAAGAAUAAAAAAUUUUCUAUUGACAAAUUAUUGAUGUGAACCCAUAAGUUUUAGUGCUUAAAAAUAACUAUUAUCACAAAGAUUAAAAUUA